ACAGUUCAUUUCGCAUCCCAUUGCUUAUGCUUAAAUUAGGACCUUCUGAAAUGUCUAUUUAACUAGUUUUAAGAUUUGUAAAUUAUUACUUGUGACUGCCGGGACAUUUUAGAUGGAUUUCUGUGAUCUAAUUUAAUUAAUUCGGAAAUAAAUAUCUCUGUGCUUUAACUUAUCAGGGUAAUCAGCGGGUUAGUUUGUGAUGCCUCGUGGUAAACGUCGUUCAACAGCUGACAUGGGGCCAGAUGAGGAAGACCAUCACUGCAGCAAGCGGCAGCGCAACACUUCCUCCAGUACUCGAAGAUUUUCAAAAUCAGACGAUGCUUCCUCGUUCAGUCAAAAGAGAUGUAUCACUUGGUUCAAUGAGUAUACAUCACCGAAUGAACCUGAAGUAUUGGGACCAGAGGGAAUGGAGAAGUUUUGUGAGGACAUUGGUGUGGAACCUGAGAAUGUUGUGAUGUUAGUUCUAGCUUGGAAAAUGAAUGCCCGACAAAUGGGAUUUUUCACUCUAUCAGAAUGGCUCAAAGGACUAUCAGAAAUGCAAUGUGAUUCUAUUCAAAAAAUCAAGAAUAGGAUAGAUUAUCUUAGAUCUCUUUUAAAUGAUCAAACAACAUUUAAAAGUAUUUAUAGAUACGCUUAUGAUUUCGCACGUGAUAAGGAUCAGCGAAGUAUGGACAUGGAGACGGCCAAAGCAAUGCUUCAACUUCUUCUAGGCAAACAGUGGAGUCUUUUUUAUCAAUUUAGCAAGUUUUUAGAACAUUCGAAGUACAAAGUGAUCAACAAAGACCAGUGGUGCAACAUCCUAGAGUUUUCCCGCACCAUUUCCAACGACCUGUCCAAUUACGACGUGGAUGGGGCAUGGCCUGUAAUGCUGGAUGAGUUUGUAGAAUGGCUGAAAUCUACAAAAAACAACGAAAAACAUCGGAGCUGAGAUCAGUUGGACGGUCACUUCAGGAACGAAACCCGUGAUUACCGAACGUCAAGGCCUAAAUCUUCAAUGGACCGCCAGUCUACCAGUUACAAAUAGUUCCAAUCAAAUCAAAGAAAGGAGAUUCAAUCUCUGGCAACUAAUAAAUUUGUACUUUGUUAAAUCAUAACUUAAUUUAAAACGGAAAACUAAUUUAUUUUUACUUUACAUUUUAUUUGAUUUCUUGUACAAUCUAUAAUUUGAAUGAAUGUAAAAUGUACAGUAUUCAUACUUCUUCUGUUUUAUACACUUUUUUAUUGUUUAAAUAGUUCGUAAAGCACAAAGAUAAUAUUGUGAUUUUCAGUGAAUUAUUAAUUUACAUUGAUACUAUUUGAUAUUUCCCUUAUCAUAACAAGAGAUAUUAAAAUAUCAGUGUCUAAAACGUAUUCUCAAA
Molecule: messenger RNA, 1358 nt
Organism: Macrosteles quadrilineatus (aster leafhopper)
Lineage: Eukaryota; Metazoa; Arthropoda; Insecta; Hemiptera; Cicadellidae
Product: DCN1-like protein 4
Exons: 7
Coding region: 200-928 (242 amino acids)
Biological process (GO): protein neddylation; positive regulation of ubiquitin-protein transferase activity
Cellular component (GO): ubiquitin ligase complex
Molecular function (GO): ubiquitin conjugating enzyme binding; cullin family protein binding; ubiquitin-like protein binding
Source: RefSeq, a predicted model, not a curated record